AUGGCAACUUUGAGAAAACGACAUUUGACUGAAAAGGAAGCUGGGAAAGUCAUGAAUAACUCUGAAUCUGACUUAUCAUCCAAAGAUGAUCUCCUGGCAGCUUUCAGUUACAUAUCGAUGGAUUCUACUGAUGAUGAAGUUCCAGCUGAACGUCAUUGGCAGUCUGCACGAUUCAUACCAGUGAUACCAAAGUUCAGAGGUGAACCAGGUAUACGUGAUAUCAUUCAGCUUGUUGGAAAAACAUCAUUUGAUUAUUUUCAACUCUUUUUUGGUGAAAAUAUAGUGCAGUAUAUUGUGAACGAAACGAACCGCUACUAUUCUCAAAAUUCAACAUAUGAACGUCAGCAUAUGUCUAACUGGCAGGAUGUAACCUCAGUGGAAAUGUAUACAUUUUUUGCGAUUACGAUGCUUACUGGCCUUAUCAACAAAAAUAGGAUUCAGGAUUACUGGAGCACCGAUCCUUUAUUAUCUACACCCAUUUUCAGUCAGUAUUUUACAAGGAAUCGAUAUCAAGACAUUCUACAUUACUUGCACUUUGUCAAUAACGAAGAUAUUUCUGACAACGACCCUCUUGAGAAAAUAAAACCAAUUAUAGAUGAGUUGAAGAAAAAUUUUUCAAAUUGUAUUAAUCCAACGCAAAAUCUUUGCAUUGAUGAAAGUCUUAUGCUAUGGAAAGGAAGACUUAGAUUUAAACAAUAUAUUCCGUCUAAGCGUCACCGAUUUGGAAUCAAAUCAUUCCAGCUCGUCGAUUGUGAAACUAAAUUUAUCCGUGACUUCAUCUUUUAUACGGGAUCAAAUACAGAAUGUACAGUUACACCUAAACUUGGAAUGAGUGGGUCAGUUGUAAUGGAACUCAUGCAACGUUAUUUGAAUAAAGGACACCAUUUGUACCUUGAUAAUUGGUAUACAAGUUUAACACUUUUUGAACUCUUACAUCGAAAUAAAACGGGUGC
Molecule: messenger RNA, 953 nt
Organism: Adineta ricciae
Lineage: Eukaryota; Metazoa; Rotifera; Eurotatoria; Adinetida; Adinetidae
Source: the annotation of a GenBank genome assembly